CGCAAUCACUCGGUGUGCGGACAGACGAGCGGUCGCGGGUCGUUGCGGUACCUUUGGUCCCGUUCUCCGCUCUUGCAGCCAUGGACGAAAUGGAGGAAGAGCUCAAGUGCCCCGUGUGCGGCUCCUUUUUCCGGGAGCCCAUCAUCUUGCCCUGCUCGCACAAUAUUUGCCUGGCGUGCGCCCGCAACAUCCUGGUGCAGACGCCCGACACCGAGUCCCCACAGAGCAGCCGUGCCUCCGGAUCCGACUACGACUACCUGGACCUGGACAAGAUGAGCUUGUACAGCGAGGCGGACAGCGGCUACGGUUCGUAUGGGGGUUUCGUGAGCCUGCCCACCACCCCUUGCCAGAAGUCCCCCAACGGGGUGCGGGUGUUCCCCCCUGGGCCGGCGCCGGCGCCGCACCCGCAGCAGCCCCCCGCACAGCAACAAGCCGGCUGCCUGCUCGCGCCCAUCCCCCGCAACGCGUGCAUCACGUGCCCGCAAUGCCACCGCAGCCUGGUGCUGGACGAGCGGGGUCUGCGCGGCUUCCCCCGCAACCGGGUGCUGGAGGGCGUCGUGGAGCGCUACCGCCAGGGCCGGGCGGCCGCGCUCAAGUGUCAGCUGUGCGAGAGGAGCCCCCGCGAAGCCGCCGUCAUGUGUGAGCAGUGCGACGUGCUGUACUGUGAGCCGUGCCGGAUGCGUUGCCACCCGCCCCGCGGUCCGCUCGCCAAGCACCGGCUGGUGCCGCCCGCCCAGGGUCGGGUCGGCCCCGGGCGCCGCGCCGCGCCUCGCAAGACCUCCACAUGCACGGAGCACGAGCUGGAGAACCUGAGCAUGUACUGCGUGCAGUGCAAGACGCCCGUAUGCUACCAGUGCCUCGAGGAGGGCAAGCACGGCACACACGAAGUCAAGGCGCUGGGGGCCAUGUGGAAGCUGCACAAGGGUCAACUGUCUCAGGCUCUCAACGGGCUGUCAGACCGAGCCAGCGAGGCCAAAGAGUUCCUGGUGCAGCUCAGGAACACCGUGCAGCACAUCCAGGAGAACAGCGUGGAAUUCGAGGCGUGUCUGGUAGCGCAGUGCGACGCCCUCAUCGACGCGCUGAACCGCCGCAAGGCGCAACUGCUGGCUUGCGUCAACAAGGAACACGAACACAAGCUCAAGGUAGUGCGUGACCAGAUCUCGCACUGCACGGUGAAGCUGCGCCAGACGACGGGCCUGAUGGAGUACUGCCUGGAGGUCAUCAAAGAAAACGACCCCAGUGGCUUCCUCCAGAUCUCGGACGCGUUGAUCCGGAGAGUCCUGAUGACGGAGAGCCAGUGGGGCAAAGGGACGCUGACCCCCAGAAUGACCAGUGACUUCGACUUGACUCUUGACAGCGCGCCGCUGCUGCAGACCAUCCACCAGCUGGACUUUGUGCAGAUGAAAGUGCCGUCGGCUCCCAUGCUCCAGUUGGAAGAAUGCUGCACGGAGAACAACAGCACCACGUUGUCAUGGAAACAACCGCCACUCUCCACCGUCGCCGUGGACGGGUACAUCCUGGAGCUUGAUGACGGCGACGGCGGUCACUUCAGGGAAGUGUACGUGGGGACGGAGACCAUCUGCACGGUGGACGGCCUGCACUACAAUAGCACGUACAAAUCCAGGGUGAAAGCUUUCAACGCCAGCGGGGUCGGACAAUAUAGCAAGACGCUCAUCAUGCACACGUCACACGCUGGACUUGCUCCGGGUGAUAUGCAGUCAGUGGCCUGGUUCACCUUCGACACGGCGUCGGCGCACCCGGACAUCAUCUUGUCCAACGACAACCUGACGGUUACGUGCAACAGCUACGACGAUCGCGUGGCUUUGGGCGGCGCCGCCUUCUCGCGCGGUAUCCAUUACUGGGAGAUGACGCUGGACCGCUACGACAACCACCCCGAUCCCGCUUUUGGGGUGGCGCGCGCCGACGUCCUGAAAGACGUCAUGCUGGGCAAAGACGACAAGGCCUGGGCUAUGUAUGUGGACAACAACCGCUCCUGGUUCAUGCACAACAACUCGCACACCAACAGGACGGACGGCGGCAUCAGCAAAGGGUCCACCAUCGGCGUGCUGCUGGACUUCACGCGCAGGAUCCUCAUUUUCCUCAUUAACGACGAGCAGCAGGGGCCCGUGGCCUUCGAGGGCCUGGAGGGCGCCUUCUACCCAGCCAUCAGCCUAAACCGGAAUGUACAGGUGACGCUGCACACCGGCUUGCCCAUCCCAGAUUUCUACACCCCGGGGGAGGUUGAUCCCACUGCUCAGAUGUGCUAAACGUCAGCCUACCACUGGGAUUCAUUUUAAAAGCACAGCAAAGGAGGGGAGUUUGACUCCCAAAAAAAAUAAGCUUUUGGUAGUUUGCGUCAUGGCUUUGUGUUUGAAAACAAAUACAAAAAGGCAUUUUUCUAUUUCAUAUUGCAAAACGAGCGUAUGUAAUUGGUUUUUUUUAUCAGACGUUUUGCUCUAUUUAGUCUUUUUAGUUGCUUAAAAUGUAGUAGGAGUGGAAUUUAGAACAGGGCAAUAUCUGAUUUAUUUCUUUUUUUUCCCCCGGGAAGAACUUACUAAACAUCUCAAGGAGCUCAUCAGGCCACAAUAUUAGGUACACCUGCCUCUUUCAUACUCCGAGCCAGCAAAAGUGCGGCAACGGAGCCUUACAAGUGGCUAAUGAGUAAUGACUCCCGCUUUCACACAGAGAUCCCGCAAAAUUGCUGCAUCAGCGCCAUGACAGUAGAGCUAGCAUUUACAGUACAGUAUUUACCUGUGCCUUUUAAACAGAACCAAGCAAAUUUCUGCAACUUUGUGCACUUUUGCACAGAUAUACGGCAUUCCUCACAUAUUCGGUAACUUCACACCCCUUGUCCUAGCAUUUCUUCGCCUGUGCCUUUUACACAGAACUUAGCCUUUGUAACCGAUUCCGGCGCCUCUGUAGUAGGGACCAGAAAUAAAUGUUGGCUUUUAUUGGCAGUAUAAAAGGGGCUUUCAACUUAAUAUUGGCUGAUUUUCACAGGCGUACCUAAUGUUGUGUCCGGUAAGGAUUCAUCAACACUUACUCAAUCCAUAAGGUGCUAUAUUCUGCUGUAUACCGCUGUUUGAUACCCAGCCAGACACUGCAGGGCAAAGUAUAGUCCACUGGGGCACCCUAUUACAUCACCUGCUGCUACUUCUAUAGAAACAACAAAGUUCAGCGAUAAUAAGCGUAAUAUAUAUUUAUAUAUAUGAUAUAUAUGUACAGUAUUCAGAACAGAAUGUUGUCAUCUGGCGUUUAUGUCGCUUGUUCACAACAGCAUCCCUCUCAGACCACCACAAAAAACGAACAUUAAUAAAUGUAUGAGUGAGCAAAUCAGAUAGACUAGCAGAUGCUUAAUUUGUUUAUCAUAGCUUUUUAUGGAUUAUGAUUGCGCAGUCGCUGGGCGACACUGACGAAUAUACAGAAUAUGCAUAUAGUCAAUUUAAAUGUACAUAAUCGUGUAUGUGCGUGUGAGGCUAUUUCUGUUCUAAUUUAAUGAGAUGGUUCUUUAUGUCUCCUCUAUUACCAGAUGAUUGCUCCAUUAUUAUUAUAAUUAAGAUGAUUAUUUGAGCCUAAUGUGUUUUCCUGUAUAUGUGAAUAUUCAAUAAAUGGCUGACAAAACAAA
Molecule: messenger RNA, 3625 nt
Organism: Syngnathus acus (greater pipefish)
Lineage: Eukaryota; Metazoa; Chordata; Actinopteri; Syngnathiformes; Syngnathidae
Gene: trim9
Product: tripartite motif containing 9
Exons: 11
Coding region: 81-2267 (728 amino acids)
Molecular function (GO): zinc ion binding; protein binding
Source: RefSeq, a predicted model, not a curated record